AUGAUUCUUCCCUGCCAACUCGACUGUCUGAAUCUACUGCUGCUUUUUUCUUUCCUUCUCGCUUCUUCUGCCUGCCUCAACCCACUUAUGCGCCCCGGUGAGACGCAAUCUCAUACUGAGCCUCUUGAUCUCCAUCCUUCCGUUCCGCCCUUCCUCCUUCCUGCCUUCCCACCUUCUCUGUCCGGCCCAAGGCUGCCUGACAGUUGCCCGACCUGUACAUCUGCAUCAACUCCAAUUACCGCCGUCUUACCUCCCGCCUUGGCGUCGUCAAACCUUGGAGAAUCUCAACUUUCAAGCAGCUGCUUGCGCGAGACGCCAGAUGGUCAGAGUAGCUUUGCGACCUUCAUUCUGCUACCGCGACAGCAUGUAUUGAGUUCGCCAAACAGGAUCUCAAUCUUUUUGGUAUCCUGGAGUUUGAUCUGCAUCUUACUCACUGUUUUCUUGGAUUUGGCCAUUGUCCGUGAGCCCACUAUGGCGCUUGUCGACGCUCCCUCCCUGGCCUCUUGUUCAGACUCGUCCCUCCGUAUCGCCCUCCAGCCCGAACCGACGAGGCCUGUUCCUUAUCCGCCGCGUCACAUCGAUUUCGCCAGUGACCUGGAUGAAUCCUUCGAUCAUGUCGAGCUCUCGUCUUACUUGGAUGGCUUGCACAUUGAGGGCAUCGACGUCUUGAACACCUUGGAUAGCAUGACAGCUUUCGGUAUUCCUCUCCACGACAACGACAUGCGCCACUCCGUCGGUGCCAGCCCGUACUCAUUGCCACCCAAUGCACAGGCCAUGUGCCUGCGCGGGCUCAAGCAACGAUCGGUUUACGUCACGCUUCUCGCUUCUCUUCCAACGCUGCCGCUGGGAAUGCGUUCUUCGAUUAAUCGUAACCUCACAGAUAUUAUCCAGUUGCACGAGGAAAUCCUCAGUGAUCUUCAUCGCGUUGUUCCAGACUCGGAGUAUGCGCUGCCUGACUUUCCUCGGCCUCUGGCUGCGUCCACAGGUCACGGCCACCGAAGAUGGCGCAGCCUCGACGCCGUUCCGGAGCACCGCCACCCCGCGCCAUGGGCCAGAGAUGCACCAGGCAUUGGAUCAGAAGCUCAAAUAGCAGGUGAUGUUGCGAGAGUUUUCAGCAGGAAGCCGAUCCAAAGGAUGUGUAAAUAUCCUUUGCUUUUUGCCGAGCUCCUCAAGUACACCCCUGUAGUCGAUGACCCAAAUUCUCAUAUGGAGGUCGAAAGUGCUCUGUUACGGCUUCGAGAGGCAACAGCCGAAAUCAACCGUGCCACGAAUGACGCCUUUAUGAGGACCACCCUGCAAAAGACAUGGAUCUUACAGGAUCGUCUUGUCUUCGUUGAUCAACGCAUCGACGCGGCGACGAAGACCAGGAUACGUUCAUUCGGCCACGUCGAACUUUGCGGUGCCCUUCACGUCUGCUGGCAGGCUCAUGAGGGUGUUUGUGGCCGAUACAUGGUCUGCCUUCUCUAUAAUGACGUGCUGUGUCUGGCGUCGGCAGGCAAGGCUGAUCAGAUUUACACAAUUGAGGCAUGCAUCAGCCUCAAUGGCAUCAAAGUUGAAGAGCCUGAUAAUGGUCGAGAACUCACAAUUUCGAUAGGACUACAGUGCCACACUGCACCUUUCUCGUGGAAGAUCGUCUUUGAGUGUGAUUCUCAAUUGUACGAAAUGGUCAUGACGGCAUGUAAUCCCCGAGAACAAGACGAAUGGCGUGGCCGUCUGGAGCAGUCAGCGAAGGAAUGUCAAGAGCAAUCCGAUCCCAACCUGUUGUACAGCUCAAUGUCGCUCGACAUUCGAAGCCUGGGCACAGUCUUUGGAAAACCAGGUCAGUCCGAGUCUUUCUCCCGCGCGAUGUUUUUUCAAGUGACUGAGUACGAAUUAGGUACGGUGGCACGACGCAUUUCCAUGCAUCGGGCGAUGACCAUUGGCUCGAAAACACCUCUGUGCCAAGUCAUUUUGAAGAACACCAGUGACGUUCGCGAGGCACCUGCAUUGCCUCUGAACCCAACGAUCAACAGAUCGCAGUCGCUCUUAUCAACCUCUGCAUACAGAGUGCCGGUGCUGGCACCGCAUCGUGCCGAGCGCGCGCGACUCGAAGCCCUGCUGUCGGAUAUCUGGAGUCGUGACGUUCUCCCUUUCCCUAGCAUGACAGGGAGGUCGAGGAGUGAGAAUCUUGUCAGAAGCUCCGCGAGCACUAUGAUGCGGAAGCUGAGUGUCACAAGCAUUACUAGUUCUUUUACGAAGCGGUCGAACAGUGUUGUGAGCAUGACGAAACUCAUCGGCGAAGACGAGGCUGCCGAUGUUCUCGAAAUGCGGAGACCAGUAUCCAAGUUAUCGAGAGUGAGCAGAUCAUGGACCGAGCAAGACGGCGACCUCCAGACCGGACCGACCUGUGGCGCCAUUUUGCAUCGGAUUCGGGACGAGUCCGAGAAGAAGGAUUCAGGCAGCACGGCCACGGGGGUUGCGUUGGCUCCGACGCCAAUCGAAGUUCUCGGUCAAGGGAGUGCAGAAGCUCAACACCAAGACGAAGAUGUUGAGAUGAGAGACGUCGGCCGAAGGGACAUCAAGACGCUACAGGAGUCCCCAACAGGCAGCCGCACUGUCAGGAAGGGCACAAGAAGGGGUAGGCCGGUGCCACCAACCUCCCGACCCUGCUCAGCGACACCCACCGGUUCGGUGAAAGAGGAGCCCUGUCCUAUGGCAGCCAAACGGGCUGCGAAGAAGGCCAAACUUGCGCACGGGGCGGGGCCUAGCCGGUGGGGCAAGGUCGGCGUGCUCAACAGAGACGUAAUGAUACAAGGUAUUCGCAGUUUUUUCCGUUAG
This is a messenger RNA of Verticillium alfalfae VaMs.102, 2817 nucleotides long. RefSeq names its product RSP. Gene Ontology annotation, molecular function: guanyl-nucleotide exchange factor activity. Lineage: Eukaryota; Fungi; Ascomycota; Sordariomycetes; Glomerellales; Plectosphaerellaceae. Gene Ontology annotation, biological process: regulation of GTPase activity. The transcript is spliced from 6 exons. Bases 1 to 2817 code for a protein of 938 amino acids. Gene Ontology annotation, cellular component: cytoplasm. The record is from RefSeq and is a predicted model, not a curated record.